Penicillium riverlandense is the source of this 1047-nucleotide messenger RNA. RefSeq lists its product as uncharacterized. The transcript has 2 exons. Bases 1 to 1047 code for a protein of 348 amino acids. Lineage: Eukaryota; Fungi; Ascomycota; Eurotiomycetes; Eurotiales; Aspergillaceae. The record is from RefSeq and is a predicted model, not a curated record.
AUGAUCAACCCGCUCAGCCCGCGUCCCGCUAGGCCCGGAUCGGGCGACGAUGAAGAACUCGUCAGCCGUUGGGGACGUUCCGGCCUCGCUUCCUCCGACUACACUCCCCCCGGUCGGAACGACCUAGAACGGCUGAUCAUCAAACACGGCUACCCCACUCCUAUUGUCCUGUCGUCCCUGCGUGAUUUGACGGCCACACAAUCCCCAUAUAACCCGCCCUCGCGCUCUUGUUCCUGCUCGAAUCACUUCGAGACUCGUCUGUCUCCUUCCACCACCCGUCCCAUCCCGAUCCCCCGACCGCGCCGGCCGCCUCCCAUCUACGACGAUCUUCCUGUGACUCCACUGACAGGCCGAUUCGAGACGGACGUCUAUCUGCGCGAGUGGGAACUCUCAUCGCUCUCUGCCCGCUCCCAACGAGCCCAAUCUCCCCUCCGCUCCGGCCGUCGUGGCCGACACUACUCCUCGCGCACCAGCAAGCCGUCAAGGAUGCGCGCUGACCACUCACCCUUCGACUACUCGUCGCUUGUCUCGCCCACCACUAUGUCCAGGUCACCACGCCGCUCGUCGUCCCCUCCCCCUCCCCGCUCUCUCCCUCAAAACCAGGGCAAAUCCGUGCCCGGGUUUCAACUCGGCAGUCUCCCUCGCUUCCACCCGGCUGUCUACCAGUCCACCUCGACGUCACACAAUGCGACCGGCCAACCAUCGUCCCCCCGACAGUCUCGCCAACACCACACAUAUCGCACCUCGAGCGGGUCACGCGACAUGAUGUGGCAGUAUCGCGACUGGAUGGACAAUGGCUCUCCCGGUCCGUCGGCCCCACGCCUGGAUCCGCUGAGCAGUCCUGGCCCGGUUACCCCGCUGGCCCUGGAAGACGCCCAGGGGUAUUUUGUCAGCAGUGGCUCAGCCAAGGCCGCCUCUGAGCGAGCUUCCCGAGAGGUGGGCAACAAGCAGGCCGGCCCGUCGCCCGAACUUGUGGAGAAACUGAUCGCUCGCGAGAACGAGCGCACUCGACAGAAGAAUCGCAAAUCCGCAAAGGGUUGGCCGUGA